This is a messenger RNA of Bolinopsis microptera, 1275 nucleotides long. Its product is annotated as somatostatin receptor type 5-like. Gene Ontology annotation, cellular component: membrane. NCBI's taxonomy places the organism in Eukaryota, Metazoa, Ctenophora, Tentaculata, Lobata, Bolinopsidae. The transcript has 2 exons. The record is from RefSeq and is a predicted model, not a curated record. The coding region runs from base 75 to 1109 and encodes 344 amino acids.
AGAGAGAGAGAGAGAGAGAGGUAUGUAAAUUGUAAGAAGCACUCGAAAUACAGCAGUGUGACCAACAAAACCAGAUGGCAGAAUCAACACUCUCCACCUCGCAAUACACACUUGGUUCAGACAAUGGGACAAUUCACAGUUUUUCUACCAACACCACAGAUUUUGAACUAAGCGGUCAGCUGAACGACCAGGAGCGGCUUUACCUGCUUGUUUACCAUUGUGCCAUGUUCAUUAUAGGAACAAUUAGCAACGCCCUACUCUUCAUAUGUACUCUCACAUUCAAGCAACAGCAGAACACGCACAGCGAGACAGUGUCCGCUCUGCUGGGCAGGGACAAAGAGAGCAACUUCAGGAUCAACAGGGUGGUGAUCUUGGAGAACUUAUCCUUUAACGGUCUCAUGAUUUGCUUGGCGGUAAUCGCGCCAGUGGUAACGACCCACACUGUCAAAUACUGGGCUCUAGGUCAUGUGAUGUGUAAACUGAUAGCGCAGAGCACGGAGAUUUUGUACACUUCGGGGCUAUUGGUAUACUUUACAAUGUCUUUACACCGGCUGGGAGUUGUGGUUUGUCCUUACACCAAAGUCAAACCUACGGAGAUCCGUCUACUAACAAUGUGGUUGUGGGUAGGAACCACCUUCAUGGUGAUAUUCCUGAACAUAUUCGUCUUAUCCCACGCAGAAUUCGACCAGUUUCACGGUACCUGUUCCAUUCUUAACCAGGCCUCAUUCCUACUACCUCGUUUCGUGAUCUACUCUGUCCUAUACGGCGGCUCACUUCUGACAAUUUUCACCUGCGCUGUCUUACUCUCGGUGAAAUCUUUCUGCGGGAGAAACCCAGAGCUGGAUUCGUCACUGGCGCCGAGUUUGCUGUUUUACACCUUCGCGUGGACAGGGCUGCUCGUUAAAAUGGUCUCUGUAUCUUUCGAGUGGCCCUUGUCCCCGCUAGCUGAUGUCGUGACUACGAGCGCCCCAGAGUUGCAGGUCGCGCUGAAUCCUCUUCUGGUUUUCUGGCGACACACUCAGCUAAGAGAGACUCUUUCAGAUCUUUUCAAAUGUGUGGCAUGCAGAGCAGUGGGUUCAGGAGACGACGAAAUGGAAAUGGAGGAUUGAAGACACUGGUUAUUUGCGAAAUUAUGGGAGAGAAUCAGAAAAUAACAAAAUUUAACAGAUUUACUUUUUUACAUUAAAUAAUUACACUUUUUAAAAUCAAAUAUCUUAUUUCAUAACGAGGGAUGUGCAUUUAAUCAAUUAUUUCAUCAGAUCUUAUAUUCAAUGU